Pteronotus mesoamericanus is the source of this 924-nucleotide messenger RNA. RefSeq names its product olfactory receptor 1044-like. Bases 1 to 924 code for a protein of 307 amino acids. The record is from RefSeq and is a predicted model, not a curated record. Gene Ontology annotation, biological process: G protein-coupled receptor signaling pathway. The transcript has a single exon. Gene Ontology annotation, cellular component: membrane. Lineage: Eukaryota; Metazoa; Chordata; Mammalia; Chiroptera; Mormoopidae. Gene Ontology annotation, molecular function: odorant binding; olfactory receptor activity; G protein-coupled receptor activity.
AUGACAAAUGAGACCAGUGUGACUGAAUUUAUUCUCAAAGGCUUCUCAGACAUACCUGAACUGAGGCUCGUGAGUUCCUCAUUUUUCCUUUUCAUCUACCUCUUUUCCCUCCUAGGGAACAUCUCCAUUAUUGCAGCUGUGACCAGAGACAGCCAUCUACAAAGCCCCAUGUACUUCUUCCUGAAGAAUCUGUCCUUCUUGGACAUGUGCUACACCUCAGUCACCAUCCCUAAGGCACUGGUCAAUUCACUCAUGGGUUCCAAUGUCAUUUCCUUUUGGGAAUGUGUAGCCCAGCUCUUUUUGUUUGUAAUGCUGUGUGCUUCUGAAUGCUUCUUGCUCACGUCCAUGGCGUAUGACCGCUGUUUAGCCAUCCACAAGCCUCUCCUCUAUGGUGUCAUUAUGAGCAGAAAGCUGUGUACGGAGCUUGUCACUGUGGCCUGGCUGAGUGGCGCUCUCUAUGCCAGCUUCCACACCAUCAACACCUUCUCCCUCCUGUUCUGUGGGCCCAACAUCAUAGACCACUUUUUCUGUGACAGCUCCCCCAUCAUGAGACUCUCCUGCAGUGACUUCCACACCAAUGAGGAAGUUGGAUUUGUAGUGGGUGGAUGUAUCAUUCUCAGUGCCUUUGCCCUCACUGUCAUCUCCUAUGUUGUCAUCAUCUCCACCAUUGUUCAGAUCCACUCUGCCGGGGGCCGUUGGAAGGCCUUCUCCACCUGCUCCUCUCAUCUUGCCACUGUUACUCUGUUUUAUGCUACUGGGAGCGUUGCUUACCUGAGACCUACAUCUCAAUACUCUCCCACUCAAGGACGACUACUAUCUGUGUUUUACUCCGUCCUAACACCCAGUCUGAACCCUCUUGUCUACUGUCUGAGAAACAAAGACAUGCAGGUGGCCCUGAAGAAGCUACUGGCCCCAUCCAACUAG